UGUUUUAUUAGAAGUUGUCAGUCUCUUGUAAAACACAGUAGAGGGACUCAUGGUUCGGGCUGCAUGGCGGGUGUAAGUGGAUGAGCGUCAUUCCUCGCCAUGGCCUUCCUGUCGCAGUCGGAAGGGGAGGACGACCAAUACGUAUUUACCUGCAGCCUCGACAACGCCCGCAAUUUGUCCAACAUCCUGAAGGCCAUUAACUUCAAGGACCACGCCGCUUGUUUUGCCACCAGCAACGGACUUAAAUUCACCGUGGAAAAUGCCAAAUGUCUCCAAGCCAACGCCUUCAUUCAGGCCGGGAUCUUUCAAGAAUUCAGCGUUCAAGAGGAAUCUGUGAUCUUCCGAAUUAAUCUCACCGUCCUUCUGGAUUGUUUGACCAUCUUUGGUGCAAGUGCCGUGCCAGCCACUCCGACGGCUCUGAAGAUGUGUUACCGCGGCUAUGGGCACCCCCUCAUGCUGUUCCUGGAGGAAGGAGGGGUGAUGACCGUGUGUAAAAUCAACACUCAGGAACCCGAGGAGACGUUGGACUUUGACUUCUGUAGCACCAAUGUGGUCAAUAAAAUCAUUCUGCAGUCCGAGGGGCUGAAAGAGGCGUUCUCCGAGCUGGACAUGACCAGUGACUUCCUGCAGAUCACAAUGUCCCCCACUAAGCCAUACUUCAGGUUGUCAACAUUUGGCAAUGCAGGAAGUGCCCACCUGGACUACCCGAAAGAUUCGGAUCUGAUAGAAGCCUUCCACUGUACAGAGACUCAGACAAACAGAUAUAAAAUCUCCUUACUGAAGCCAUCCACCAAAGCUCUGGCCUUGUCAUGUAAGGUGUCCAUCCGGACCGAUAACCGAGGCUUCCUCUCCCUGCAGUACAUGGUGAGGAAUGAAGACGGACAGAUCUGCUUCGUUGAGUAUUACUGCUGUCCAGAUGAAGACCUGCAGGAUGCAGAAUCCUAGAGACUUACCUGACUCAUAUCCUUCUGCUGCCUCAGAAUAUCAGAUUGCAUUAAAACCACCCAACCCAGAAUCCUUAGAACUGGGUCUGAUCUGCGUUGCUGCAUGCCUUGGACUGUUAUUCAUCUAAAUGGCUCCUGUAAGGGGGGCGUGGAGGCAGGGCUGCUGUUAGAAACCACGGGGCCCCAUACAGCCAACCUGACAGAGCCCCUCCCUCCAAAUAACUACAGUUUACUAUGCUUCAGUUAUGAAUGAACACAAUGUUAGCGAUCAGUACCGAUCACUCACUGUGCUAAUUCAGGAAAGGAAGGGGCUGAUAAAUAUGACACAAUUACCGAACCCUUCCCCCACUCUUCAUCCUGGAGAUUCCUAUUGUAUGCUUGCAGGAAGGAGAGGAGGGAAGCCGGUAGCACUGUGGGGUGAGGGGGGAAAUGUAUGGUGCACAUGAAGAGUGAUCGUUGUGGCAGGAGGGAAAUUACUGGAAUCAAUCCCUUGUAUGGCUCUCUCUGCAGCGGUUGAAAGCCAGCAGUAGGGAGAGUAGAAGUUGCCGGCUUAGAACUGCUGCAGAGAGAGCCAUACAGGGGAUCAGUUCCAGUAAUUGCCCCCCAUCCUCCCUGCCCACAUCCGAUUCACCCUGCUGCCUGGGCCCCCUACAGAAGGACUGGUGGUACCCCCUUAUCCAGGGCACUGUGUGGAGGACCUGCCCCUUCUGCCACACGAUGGAGUAAAGGGUGGUAGUCAUUCUCCUCUCUGUGAAAGUGCUGAUUGUAUUUCCUUUAUUCCUCUUUGUGCUAUGGCUCUUAACAUAGAUAGAUGGCUUGGCUCAGAUUUGGAUGCGUGCAAAUGGAAGCUGAUCCCACUGGAAGCAUCUGAUUGGCUGCUUGUUAUAAAAGUGGUCACAUGAUCACAUAUUAUACACAUCAAUAAAACGCAGUGACAGAUAUUAAGGGGUUGGUCCAUCCAAAAUGUAGAUUUGUGUCAGAAGUGGAUGCUGUUGAGUUGUCACCCAUUGGUUCCUUAUAUUGCUUGCAAAACUUUAGAAUGUUGUUUGUUUGUUUUUUUAAGUGUAAG
This is a messenger RNA of Rana temporaria (common frog), 2013 nucleotides long. It is a transcript of the gene RAD1, whose product is annotated as RAD1 checkpoint DNA exonuclease. NCBI's taxonomy places the organism in Eukaryota, Metazoa, Chordata, Amphibia, Anura, Ranidae. The record is from RefSeq and is a predicted model, not a curated record. The transcript is spliced from 6 exons. Bases 100 to 945 code for a protein of 281 amino acids. Gene Ontology annotation, cellular component: nucleus; checkpoint clamp complex. Gene Ontology annotation, molecular function: 3'-5' exonuclease activity. Gene Ontology annotation, biological process: DNA repair; DNA damage checkpoint signaling.